AUGGCUACAACCCCCGCCACUGUUAUUGGGAACCAUACACAGAUCGUCGAGUGGGCCGAUCCGCCUUGUUCUGCCAUUUUGCGUAGAGAUGCUCUGGACGAAGACCUGGCUGUGGCUAUUGCGGGAAACCGUGAUCUUCUCUCCCUUGUAAAGCACCUUUCUCACAGAAACCUUCUCAGAUGCCUUAGCAUUCAGUGCUCAGGUCAAUCUAAUCUCAUGGUAUGGAUGGAGAAGGCCAGCUUUCCGUCUUUGGCUAAGCUCCUUGGUGGCCAAAAAGAGCUGAGCAAUGAAGAUGUGUUUGGUAAGAACUGUGCAGAUAUGAACUCGUUUGCGGACGAAAUGGAUGGUCUUAGCCAUACUGAGGAAGCGAGUAAAGUAGAGCGCGAGCUUCUGGCCCUCAUCAACGACACGACUAUUGAGGAUCUUAGCGAAGAGAAUGGAGGAUUGUCGUCAUCGAACCACUCUGCUCUUGUUCAUUCUGUGAUCACUAAGACCUCAAUAUACAGUUUUGCUGAAGAAGAAGUUUGGGCCAUUUUAGCACAAUUGGUAUCCGUUCUAUCUUAUCUCCACAGUAGUAUUAAGACAGGAAUCCCAUCUGAGCAGUCCAUUUCAAUCAACCAUGGAAGGAUACGGCCGGAUACCAUCUUCUAUGAUCCUGUCACUCAUACUAUAAAGCUAGUUCCACCCCACCUUCCAUCCAUGAAUCCAUCAAGCAGUUCCUUUGCUAAGGACAUCUAUUCAAUAUAUAUCAUUGCACUUCUCCUUUGCGACCUUUGUACAUCCGGCGUACAGCCUUUUGAAUCAAAGGAUUACCAGGCUGAGUUAUCCUCUCUAGAUCAUCGGCGGUUUUCUCCUGAUCUGAAGCAGUUUAUUCUGGCCCUUCGUUCUCUCUGCCUACACGAUAAACCUGUUGUAUCAAAUUUGCUACUUUCCCAACGAGUCACCGAGGCGCUACUUCCAUUCACACACCUUGAGUUCAGAGAGAGGAGCCAGUCAUCUGCAAGUGUACAGACGCGCACACCUCUAGAGAUUUAUCGUCAUCUUAAAGAGGCAGCCUCGCUGCCGAACAUUAAGCACGUUACAGACCCCAUAGCUGCAGAACGUGCAGCAACCUCUCAGAGUGCGAGGUCCGUAGUUCAAGAGCAUGCAGAGAACCUUAGCGAGCUACUGGUCGUCAACGAGAGCUCUAUUUUCGCAGAGCAUACCUCUGUAAUGUCAGCAGGUAAUAGCGCCGGCUACCCUAGAGUAGCAAGUGUCUUUCGUGACCCAUCUGCGCGCGAGACAAGCCGUAUGGAUAGUAGUGUUGACCUAGGCAUAUCUGUAUUAUACUUGUCGUCGGCCAGCGUUGGGAACACUAUGCUCCACCGGGCAGUAUUGGAUAGAGACUUAGAGGCAGUCGGCCGUAAUUUGGAAUAUGCCAAACGGUUCAAUCAAGAUGGACACACGGCCCUCAUGCUUUGUGCCAUCGAGGGCUGGAGCGAUGGUGCCAAUAUUCUUGUCUUCCAUGAGGGUGGAUUGUUUACAAAACAGGGCCAUACUGCUCUAUAUUACGCGUUGUACUCAGAGCAUUAUGACGUUGCCAGAAUACUUACGGAUGUGGAGGGUGUCUCAACUAAAGACCCACAUAUCGAUGCCUUGAACCAGACAGAUCUAAUGCGCGCUACCAUAGCAGGAGACAUCGUUGCAGUGUGGUCCUGGCUUCCUAGACAGCACAAGUGGCAGGACAUAAAUGGACGAACUGCUCUUAUGUGUGCCGUGGAAAGUAAGGCGUCUCUGGCAAUCAUUAAGCUUUUGGUACCGCUGGAAGCAGGAGUUGUGGACUUCUCUGGUAGGACUGCCCUCCACCGUGCCGUGAAGAUGGGAUCUGUUGAUAUUGUGCAGCUUCUUUUGGAUCUUGAAAAAGGGAAAUCAUACUUUAGCAAAGGGUUGGAGGGGAAUUAUGUGGUAUCAGCAAAAGUGUUCGCAUCAGAGCUUGCUUAUUUAUAUAGAAAUAUAGACAUCUUUGAGGUCGUAUUUGCUGCCGAACGAUCACUGAUUUUACAAGAAUAUCAGAUAGAUAGUGAUGACGAUAGCAUAGAUAGGGCUGUGGCUAAUGAUUAUCAGCGGCUGCUCAAUGCUGUGGAGAACUAUCUUGAGUUCGAAGUAUUCUUAUGGGUCUCUGAACUGGGAAAUACAGGAGGAGAUGGUUAUACUGCACUCAUGCACGCCUCAGCAUCUAAGUACUUCGCAGCUCAGAAUGGGGUAAAGCGUGAUACCUAUCAGGAGUAUGCAUUGUACAAUAUAGUAAAGUUACUCCUAAAGGAGGCUGGGCAGCACCUUAUUGCAACCAGUGAAGCCUUGCCAGACACUGUCCUUCUUAGUAGAGCAGAUACCUCUAGUAUAAAUCCCUUUGUUCCAGGUGCAACGGCUCUAAUCAUCGCCGCAAUCUGUGACGAUGUUGCUAUUAUUCCGCUUCUAUUGGAGCAUGAAAAGGGGCUUCAUGAUGACACCCAGAGGACUGCUCUGAUGUGGGCGGCUAGAUACAAUAACAGCGCCGCCGUCAAGCUUCUGGCACCACACGAGAAGACCCUGACAAAUGGCAGACCAUACUAUACAGCGCUGUAUGUUGCUAUAGAGCACGGGAAUGAGAAUAUCGCUAAAAUACUGACCCCGUACGAGGGGUACCCAGAUGCUGAUUUGGCUUCACGAAUCCAGGGUAGACACACGGAGCUUAUGCAAGCGGCUGAAAACGGAGACCUUCCUGGUGUAUGGUCCUAUCGCUUCCAGCUGGGUCUGCAAGACAAACGUGGUUAUACUGCGCUAAUGUAUGCAUGCAUCUUUGGGGACAUAAAUUGCAUCCUGCAAUUACGGCACGAAGAACAUCUAGUAGCAAAGGAUGGCACUACAGCGCGCGCCCUCUUAGAGCAACACUGGCGUGAGGAAAACCCCCAAAUUGUGGACAUGCUUGAUAUCGUGGAGGUCUUCGACGACAAGGGAAUGAAUCAGCUACAGCGUGCUAUUCGGAAACAAGAUCCAGAGCUGAUCCUCCGGUUUCUUCACCUGCAAGACAGAACUAAGGAACUUGAUGGAUUGACGGUGUUGAUGCAGGUUAUUGAGCUUGGCCUUACAGAUUUGGUAGACGUCAUUAUUAGGGAAUACCCUACUCAACUAGGGAGAACAGUGCGCUCUUAUCCAGCCACAAAAGUCCUGUGGGAAGAUGUCACGGCAUUGAUGAUUGCAGCAUCUCACGGAUACGAUGGUGCUGUGGUUGCGCUGGCAGAAACGCCAGAAGCACGAAUGAAGGAUAGCGGAAAGGGAAGAACAGCAUUGAUGGCUGCAGCCAUCAACGGGCAUGCCAGUACCGUAAGUCUUUUGAUCGAUAAGGAGGCACGGAUGCAGAAUGCAGAGGGUUGGACAGCACUUAUGUACGCAGCGGCCUAUAACAUGGAUGAGGUAGUUAGUGUCCUCAUACCUGCAGAAGCACAAGUGCAGAUGAAGGAUGGGUGGACGGCUCUGAUGACCGCAGCCAGGAACGGACACCUCCAAGCGGCGUCUCUCCUGUUACCCUAUGAAGCUGGCCUACUCAAAAAGAGCAAGUAUUCUGCUCUUUAUUAUGCAUCUACUCAUGGGCAUACCGAGAUGGUAACCCUAUUACUUUCUGAGGAGAGAGAGAAGAAGUAUGCCCGCUUCAUCUUAGAAGCUCUCUCUAAGCGAUGUCCAGAAGUUGCAAUCGUCAACCUGCAGAGUACCAUUUCUCUUUUGCAAUCCUCUAUUCUUUAA
Giardia duodenalis is the source of this 3759-nucleotide messenger RNA. Its product is annotated as Ankyrin repeat protein 1. The record is from RefSeq and is a predicted model, not a curated record. NCBI's taxonomy places the organism in Eukaryota, Fornicata, Diplomonadida, Hexamitidae. Gene Ontology annotation, molecular function: protein binding. The transcript has a single exon. Bases 1 to 3759 code for a protein of 1252 amino acids.